Messenger RNA from Selaginella moellendorffii, 1048 nucleotides. Its product is annotated as GRF1-interacting factor 2. The record is from RefSeq and is a predicted model, not a curated record. NCBI's taxonomy places the organism in Eukaryota, Viridiplantae, Streptophyta, Lycopodiopsida, Selaginellales, Selaginellaceae. The coding region runs from base 214 to 915 and encodes 233 amino acids. Gene Ontology annotation, cellular component: nucleus. The transcript has 4 exons. Gene Ontology annotation, molecular function: transcription coactivator activity. Gene Ontology annotation, biological process: positive regulation of transcription by RNA polymerase II.
CUAGCAUUUAAAUCCGGCCGAUCGUGGACGUUGAAGCGUCAACGGCUAGGAUGCGCUGGGCAUGGCGGUGUUUCCCAGGCUCAUGUGAAGGGCGCGCCCUGGCGGCAGGGCAGGCUGGGCAUUUGCAUCGAUCGCUGGGCGGCAGAGUGUAGCAUAGCUAGGGCGCGAGGUUUUUAGGUCUGGGCGAUCCAGGGGGCGUCGGCGAGGACAGCAAUGCAGGCGCCGCAAAUGGGCCCUUACACGGGCACUAUGAUCACGACUGAGCUCAUCCAGAAGUACCUGGACGAGAACAAGCAACUUAUCCUGGCGAUUCUAGACAACCAGAACCUUGGAAAGCUUCAUGAAUGCGCAGCCUACCAGUCCAAGCUGCAACAAAAUCUUAUGUACUUGGCUGCCAUCGCCGACGCGCAACCUCAAAACCCUCUUCCGGGUGGUCAGGUUGCGCAAGCCUCCAUGCUCCAAGGAACUCCUCAGUUCAUGCAGCAGUCCCCGCAGCAAAUGGGCAUGAUGGAUCAGCAGCAGCAGCAGCAGCAAAACUACACACAAAUCCAAAUGGCUGCGCUCCAUGCUCUCCAAGCGCAGCAGCGCCAGCAGCAGUUCCAGCAGCAGCAGAGGCUCGUCACCGCGGCGGCAUCGGCAGGGAUGCUCUUGCAGCCUCCACACUCGGAGUUAGAGCUGGGUGGCGGUGGAAAUGUGAGCAACGGGAACAACAUGACGGGCAUGGGAGGAGCUUUUCCAGACUACGCUGCCGCUGCUGGCAACGGAGAUCUCAUGAGGAACUCCGCUGCAGCCGCCGUGAGCGGCGACGCCUCCAAAGGGACCAGCGCCGUCGCCGGAUCGUCUGGAGCUACUGCUGCCGAUGGUACCGGAGACGACGCUGGCUCUACGUUUCUCAAGUCAUCAGAGGAAGAGUAAAAAACACCAGGGAGGAUUGCAGUAGAAUGAGCUACAUUCCUUUCUUUAACUAUGUUUAUUUUCUUUGCUGUUAGUAGGAUCAUUUGUCACACUUCGGUCUCACACUUGUGCUAGAUCUUUUCUCCCGGCGUUA